AUGCCUAAAAACAUUGCCAAGCCCUCAAAAAUGUCACAAACCAACAUAUGGACAAAAUAUCAAACUAAGAAUGAUGCUAUUAUUUUAAAUCUCUGGCUACACAUUGCUGCUGGUUUGCCUCUUGGUUUAUGUCACCCAAUAUUUCAUAGUUUUCAGAAAGAAGUCUUUGGAAAAUUGCCAGAGGCACGUCCAUUUCAAGAAGAAAAACAAAGGAAAUUUUAUGCUAAAAAUAUGUUAGAAAAAUACUUGGAAAGUACUUUUAUUGAAUACAAAUUUGACAAUAAUAGAUCAACUGAUGGUAGCAUCAUGUUCAUAAAUGGUAGCUUUGAAACUUUGCUUCUUAGCAUGGAAGUAAAGCCUGAAAUAGGUAUUGGAAAUGGAUGUCCAUACAUCCAAGGAACAAAUAAACUUGCCAAUUUAAAAGAAUGGUAUGAAGAUUUUCAGCAUAAGACACCUAAGAUUAAUGCAAUAAGAUCACCACAGCUUCAUUUUCCAUAUAUCAACUUCAUAACCAAAAAUAGG
Messenger RNA from Entrophospora sp. SA101, 522 nucleotides. NCBI's taxonomy places the organism in Eukaryota, Fungi, Glomeromycota, Glomeromycetes, Entrophosporales, Entrophosporaceae. The record is from the annotation of a GenBank genome assembly.